Zea mays is the source of this 1222-nucleotide messenger RNA. Its product is annotated as low temperature-induced protein15. Gene Ontology annotation, biological process: positive regulation of DNA-templated transcription. Gene Ontology annotation, cellular component: nucleus. Gene Ontology annotation, molecular function: DNA-binding transcription factor activity; transcription cis-regulatory region binding. The coding region runs from base 567 to 974 and encodes 135 amino acids. NCBI's taxonomy places the organism in Eukaryota, Viridiplantae, Streptophyta, Magnoliopsida, Poales, Poaceae. The transcript has a single exon. The record is from RefSeq and is marked validated.
CUUCCCCAUCUCCGGAUAAAAGAUAAGGAGUGUCUCUCCUUUGCCAUCCUCCUCUCUUUCAGCUAAGUCCCUGCCCCCUCUCUUUUUCUUACAUUCAGGUCCUCGCAGCUCCUCUCUUUUUUCUUGUUUCUUUCGAUCUGCGAGCCGUCCAAGUCCAGUACUCUUCUUUCCCUCAAGGAACUCUUGCAGCCGGCCCCUCUGGUUUCCUCGAAUUCUUGUUCCCCGGUCCCUCCUCCUGUCCCCGCGUAGAUCCGUCCGUCCGAGGAGCACACCGUCCCCACCCCCAUGUUUACCCACCAGUUCCUCUGACGGCCGCCGUGCUCCGAUGAAGCUGAGCGUGCUCCGUAUCCGCCGCUCCCACUCCUUCUCCGUCGCCUUCCUCUACUGGUUCUACGUCUUCUCAUGAACGCAUCGCCCCUCUCCAACUGCUGAUCCUUCGCCGUCUCUCCCUCUCUCUUUCUCUCUGAGAUAGUCUUUCGAAUCCAUCUCUAGGGCUCCUGUUUCUCCCCAUCCUCCCCCCACCCCACCCCCCACCAAACAGAUUCAAUCCGACAAGACAAGCAUCCAUGUCGUCGUCACGCCGGAGCUCGAGCCCCGACAGCAACGACACGACGGACGAGCGCAAGCGGAAGCGGAUGCUGUCCAACAGGGAGUCGGCGCGGCGGUCGCGCGCGCGGAAGCAGCAGCGGCUGGAGGAGCUGGUGGCGGAGGUGGCCCGCCUGCAGGCGGAGAACGCGGCGACGCAGGCCCGCACCGCGGCGCUGGAGCGCGACCUGGGCAGGGUGGACGGCGACAACGCGGUGCUGCGCGCCCGCCACGCCGAGCUGGCCGGCCGCCUGCAGUCGCUGGGCGGCGUCCUCGAGGUGCUCCAGAUGGCCGGCGCCGCCGUCGACAUCCCGGAGAUGGUCACCGACGACCCCAUGCUCCGCCCCUGGCAGCCGUCCUUCCCCCCGAUGCAGCCCAUCGGGUUCUGAGAAUCUGAGCCUCAGCCGGCGGGAGAGAGCCAAUUUCUGUCGUCGUGCCGCUGUCUAUCUCGUAUUGGUAUAUCUAUUCAUAAAUCAUCCUUGUCAUGGUUUGCUCUUCUUGUCAGUGUUAUAAAUUUGCUUCUUGUUAGUGUUAUAAAUUUGGCCAUCGGAAAGGAUGUGUUUGUAGUUGUAAUAUCUUGUUUGGAGUUGUAAUAUCUUAUCUUGCUUAUGAAAUCGAAUAUGCCUAUAUAUAUAUA